AUGGUCAAGCUCGAAGAUUUCGCCGUUGAGCAGUGGAUGGACAAGUAUGAAACCACGGCCAAGUUCAACACUGCGGAAACCUGCUGUGCCUCAGUCUCGGUCGACGACCUCCGCGCUCUGUCCGAGGACAAGGAAACAGACCCAUUGGGCAAGCUCCAAUCCACCAAGCUCACCUACGGCGCCAUCCGGGGCUCGGAUCAAUUACGAGACACACUCUCCAAUCUCUACUCGGCCAAAACAACAGCACGUUUACCCAAAGAUAAUAUUUUGAUCACGGCGGGCGCGAUACAGGCCAACUUUCUCGUUCUGUACAGCCUGCUGGGCCCGGGAGAUCAUGUCAUCUGUCACUACCCGACAUACCAGCAACUCUAUUCAGUGCCUGCGUCGCUCGGUGCUGAAGUCAGUCUAUGGAAGUCCAAGGAGGCCGAUGGGUGGCAGCUCGAUCUCGAGGAGCUGAAAGCGAUGAUCAAGCCCAAUACCAAAAUGAUCAUUAUCAACAACCCCCAGAACCCAACCGGAGCCAUUAUUCCUCAUGAUACUCUGAAAGGUCUAGUCAAUAUCGCACGCGAAUCCUCCAUCACCAUCUUCUCCGAUGAGGCAUACAGCCUUGCAGGGCUCCGAGUGGGAUGGAUUGCGUCACGGAGCAGCUCCCUGAUUGAGAAAUGUGCCAAUUCCCGUGAUUAUACCGCGAUCUCAGUCGGACAGAUCGGCGAUGCGGUUGCCAGCUUUGCCCUCGCCCCGGAAUGCAUCCACAACCUCCUCAGACGUAACAUCGAACUUGCCCGGACUAAUCUCGCCAUCCUGGAGAAGUUCAUCGACUCCCACCGAUGGGCGUGCGACUGGAUCAAGCCCAAGGCGGGAACAACCGCUUUUGUCCGCUUCACGAAGAUGGGGAAGCCUAUCAAUGAUGUCGCCUUCUGUGAGACUCUACAAGAAAAGAGCGGCGUGAUGUUUGUGCCGGGUAGUCUCUGCUUCGGUGGUGGCGAGGACUUUCAGGGUUAUGUUCGCAUUGGAUACGCGUGUGAGACGGAGGUACUCGAGAAGGGGUUGGAGGCGCUUCGAAUCUUCAUGGAGGAUGAAUAUGAGAAUGUACCAUCGAUCAAGAAGGUGAAGUCAGCGCAAUAG
This is a messenger RNA of Penicillium waksmanii, 1125 nucleotides long. RefSeq lists its product as uncharacterized. Gene Ontology annotation, biological process: biosynthetic process. The transcript is spliced from 4 exons. Gene Ontology annotation, molecular function: pyridoxal phosphate binding. NCBI's taxonomy places the organism in Eukaryota, Fungi, Ascomycota, Eurotiomycetes, Eurotiales, Aspergillaceae. The record is from RefSeq and is a predicted model, not a curated record. Bases 1 to 1125 code for a protein of 374 amino acids.